Messenger RNA from Chilo suppressalis (striped riceborer), 1532 nucleotides. The record is from the annotation of a GenBank genome assembly. Lineage: Eukaryota; Metazoa; Arthropoda; Insecta; Lepidoptera; Crambidae.
AAUUUAUUGAUCCAAAUGCCGUAGGACAACUUCAUACUUUUCAGUUUGCUAGUUGGUAUUUUUUAUUUUAUUUUACCAUGAAAAAAUCACUAAUAAUAACCGUUUCAGUUGCUGCUGCUGUUGUUGCAGCAACGGGGCUUGCAGUGUUGAUCUGGUGGUUAGUCACAAACAGUGAAGUUACCGGAGACCGAUAUGAAACCAUAGUGUUGGAAGGAAACGGUUUUGGAGAUAUCCGUCAUCAGGCAGCGUUUACUAGAAUCGCAGGAAGCGGUGACAUCUUCUGGUGGUUCUACCCUACAUUAGCCGAGGAUCCUACGUUGAAACCGAUUGUACUCUGGUUGGAUGGAGUCACUGGACUACCUCCCAGUCUUUUAGCAAAUUUUGGAAUGUUUGGACCCUUCGACUUCAAUUUAAACCGCAGAAACAACUCCUGGAUCGACGAAUUCAAUCUUCUAUUCAUGGAUGGACCGAUAGGAUCUGGAUUUAGUACUGUCGCAGAUAAUGGUGAAAUACCGAAAACUAUUGAUACCAACACAAAUCAUUUGAUCUUGGCUUUAAGAUCAUUCUAUGAACAGAACCGAGAAUUGUAUCAAGCUCCCCUAUAUAUUAUUGGUCAAGGAUAUGGAGGGCAAAUGGCUGUUUCGCUUGCGCUGGGACUCUAUAAUGCACGAGACUUCUCUCCAAACUUAAAGGGACUUAUUUUGGGCAAUGCAAUCAUUUCUCCAGCUCUAGUUAUGACUAAGUUGGGGUUUUAUUUAGAAGAGUUAGCUUAUAUUGAUAAUAAAGGGCGGGAAGCUAUUGAGAAUCUCUCUAAUGAAAUCAAUGAAUCAAUUAAUCAAGGAUCACUAGAAGCAGCUUAUAACAGUUUUCUAACUUUAGACAAAUUCGUUAAUGAAAAUGCUGGUGCUGUUGCAGUUAACUUAAAUUAUAUAGUGGAAAAGCUUACACAAGAUAACAGUACAGAUGAUUUUGGACAAACUAGGACAUUGAGAGGUGUAACUGGUUACAGUUCAAGUUUUAAGCAUUUUAUGGACCAAACUGUGGCUCCAGCCUUAGGCAUAGCAAACCCGGAUUUCGACGGGCGUCGCCAAGCUGUAGUUCAAAAUUUUAAAAACACUUAUAUGAUUCCAGCAACAAGCAAAGUGGAGGCGGUUCUCGAUAGUAUGAAUAUUACAGUGAUGAUUUACAACGGCAACUUGGAUGCAGUCUCUAACACUCCCGGUCAACUGCAAUGGGUCAACAAUCUUCAGUGGUCAGGCCAAACACAAUUCUUAAACAGUCCACGACAACCACUUAUUGUUAACAAUUACCUUGAAGGAUAUUUUCGUCAAACACGCCAGCUAAGCUUUUAUUGGAUCAACGUCGCUGGACUAUCGGCACCUUUGGAUAAUGCCGCAGCGGUAAAAAGAGCAUUACAAGACAUCUUGCGUUUAUAAGUACGUACAAAUGGUGUAAAACAUUGAAUACAAAGUAUAAACUUUUAUUACAAUAAUAUUUUUAUUUCAUUAUUGGCGUUAACAUCUUUCCUCUCC